AUGUCGAACUUGAACCCGGACUGCUUCCGCCACGGUCGUCGUGGCUACCUCGUGGCUCCAGUCCAGGCAUUUUCCGCGCCCAAUCCACCCGCCCACUGGCAUCCAAACAUGUCCGACCCAACACAUCCUCUACGCACUUUCGUGUUCUCCGCCGCGCACUCGGCGAAGCUGCAAGAACGCCCGGCGCGCGGGCGCACAGAAUCGGAGCCCGACCCGGGGUGGCGGCGGCUCCGCGCGACCGAGGCGGACAGGGAAGAAUGGGGGUUCUACCUCGACCUCGUGCAGUCGCGCCCGGCGUCGUCCAGCUCGACAGCAACGUCGUCCACGACGACCGCGGCGAAGGGGGAGGCAGAGGGCGCAGAUGCGGAGCACGUGCGGGCGGCGGCGCGGGGAAGGGGUUCUCACGGUUCCCGUACGUGCUCCCACACGCUCGCGAUGGCCUGA
Messenger RNA from Gloeophyllum trabeum ATCC 11539, 444 nucleotides. RefSeq lists its product as uncharacterized. The transcript has 2 exons. Lineage: Eukaryota; Fungi; Basidiomycota; Agaricomycetes; Gloeophyllales; Gloeophyllaceae. Bases 1 to 444 code for a protein of 147 amino acids. The record is from RefSeq and is a predicted model, not a curated record.